Molecule: messenger RNA, 156 nt
Organism: Trypanosoma brucei brucei TREU927
Lineage: Eukaryota; Euglenozoa; Kinetoplastea; Trypanosomatida; Trypanosomatidae
Exons: 1
Coding region: 1-156 (51 amino acids)
Source: RefSeq, a predicted model, not a curated record
AUGUCUGUACUCCUUUCAGUUGUAUAUCCCCCUCCUUUUACAUUUGCGCUUUCUUUGUCUUCCUUCGAUUCUGAACCCCAAACCUCCUCCCGGUGUACACACAAAUCAACAAACAAAACAAGGAUCAUCACCUACCGCCACUGCAUGACAUUUUGA